UAAAGGCAGCUGGGAAGACUUUGACUUUCCCCCCCGAAUUGCUGGAAGCGUGCGUGCGAAGCUGCGGCUGGUUGUUUUCCCUGCUGCUGCUGCUGGGUUUGUGGAGAGGUGGAAGGAGAGGCUGGGGCGCUACACGCUGCCUGCCGACGGUGCUGAACAUGGGCGCUUCAACCAGGGCGCUGUCCAUGGUCCCUACCGUGAUUCUCGCCCUGGUUCUCCCCAGCCUCCCGGUCUGGGCGCAGAACGACACGGAGCCCAUCGUCCUGGAAGGGAAAUGCCUGGUGGUUUGUGAUUCCAACCCGGCCACCGAUGCCAAGGGCUCGUCCUCCUCCCCCUUGGGGAUCUCGGUGCGGGCUGCGAACUCGAAGGUCGCCUUCUCGGCCGUGAGGAGCACCAACCACGAGCCCUCGGAAAUGAGCAACAAAACCCGGAUCAUCUACUUCGAUCAGAUCCUAGUAAAUGUGGGCAAUUUUUUCACAUUGGAGUCUGUCUUUGUAGCACCAAGAAAAGGAAUUUACAGUUUCAGUUUUCAUGUAAUUAAAGUCUAUCAGAGUCAAACAAUCCAGGUUAAUCUAAUGCUAAAUGGAAAACCAGUAAUUUCUGCCUUUGCUGGGGACAAAGAUGUCACUCGUGAAGCUGCAACUAAUGGAGUCCUGCUCUAUCUAGACAAGGAGGAUAAGGUUUACCUGAAACUAGAGAAAGGUAAUCUAGUUGGUGGAUGGCAGUACUCUACAUUUUCUGGGUUUCUGGUCUUCCCUCUGUAAAAGUCAACUUCCCUGUGACAUCCAUCCAGGUGUGGACCAGUCAUUGCCUCUGUUAUUUGAAGAUCAUUUUAUCAUCAUUGGGAUUGAUGUUUCUUUAUUGGUUUCUCAUGGGUGAAUAUGGAUUCUAUUUAUGGAUUUUGGCCCUAUCUGAACUACUACGAAGUUUCACAGAAUUUUGUGUGUUUAAAUACAGUAUAUUUGGAUUAAGACUUAAAGCAGACCAUAAAUAUCUAUGCUUAAUGUUACAGUCUAAAGCUGCCUGCAAGAUUUAUUCAGAUUUCAUUUACUGGACUUAUUGGAUUCAUGGGAGAAGUGGAUUUUCUUUUCUUUUUAAAAGACUGGCAACUGGGUCUAUAAUUUAGGAGAUUUUGAUUUCAGACUUCAAUCAAGAGUUAGCGUGUUGCUGCCAAAGAACUGUAUAUUGAUAUAUUUGGUUAUACAUAUUUUUGUUCUUUUGGACACUAUAGACAUAAUUUAUUCAAUUUUUUUGAGAAAGAUUAUUAUUGAUAAGUGAUUGACUUUAUUUCUCCUCUACAUGUAGUGGGUUG
Molecule: messenger RNA, 1312 nt
Organism: Malaclemys terrapin pileata
Lineage: Eukaryota; Metazoa; Chordata; Testudines; Emydidae
Gene: CBLN4
Product: cerebellin 4 precursor
Exons: 3
Coding region: 159-764 (201 amino acids)
Molecular function (GO): protein binding
Source: RefSeq, a predicted model, not a curated record